GGUGAACCCACUAUUGUGACUGUAAAGGAUGAAGCUGUUGAUAUGGACUCAGCAGCUCCGCUGCCUGCCGCUCGUUGCCGGCCCCACGCCGGGCGGCGCACUGUGGCACAUGGGUUCAUCCUAGCUCGUCCUGCAUUGCCUCUGGCCACAACCCUGCUGCAGCUUGGUGCUCCCUCAGCUGCUGCUACAGCUACCGCUACAGCUGCUGCUUCACCUGGUUCACUGUUUCGACCUGAAGUCUCACCUGGUGGUCGGAUUCCACCUGAGAAGCAGUCAGGGAGUCAGGGGAUUCCAACAGACGCAGCAGCUGAGGGAAGUGGUGAGAGAUUGGCAGCAGGAGUUCCUGCCACAUCAGCAUCACUUGAUUUGACCACACCUGCCACAUCACCUAAGCUUAUCCCCACUCCCACAACAAAAGUCCAUGCAGUCAGUGCCACGUCAGCGGAACGUGUCAUACCUUCCACAUCAGCAGACCCUACCGCCAAUGCCAUGUCAGCAGAGCUAGUCGCUGCCUGCCUGGGAGCCAAUCGCGUGCUGCGAUCGCGUAAGGCAGCGGCAAAGACUUCACAAGGCGCGAAGAGGCCUCAAGGUGUGAAGCCACCACUUGGUGGCAAGAAUGGCGAAUGCGGAGGGAGGAGAAUGGGCCAUCGGGCAUCUCCCCGGGCAGCUGACAAGGCCUCUCCUGUUCCUCCCAAAGUGCAAGAUGAGACCCGAGUGGAAGGAGUAAACCUGAGAAUCUGGCAUUUAUCCAGCACUAGGAAGUUGCUAUCGGAGAGGUGGAAGGGGGAAGAGGGAGAUGGGGAUGGGGAUGGGGAUGGGCAUGGGGAUGGGGAUGGGCAUGGGCAUGGGCAUGGGAAUGGGGAUGGGGAUAAGGAUGAGGAAGAGGAGGAGGAGGAGGAAGAAACACUUGAGGAAAACCAAGAGGGUGGUGGGAGAGAAGAAGGGGUUGAAAGGGGUAGUGUGGAGAGGAGUGGGAGGGGGAGGGGGAGGGGGAGUGAGAGAGGGAGUGAGGAGAAGAGGGGGAGAGGGAGACUGGCUUUGAAGAGCAGACCGGGAAAGAGAAAGGUUGGGAAGCCUCGAGGUAGGGGGAGGCCCCCCAAGAGGAGACGGAAGGAGGAGGAAAGUUCGGAGGACGAGGACGAGGAGGAGGAUAGCGAGGAGGAGAGUGAGGAGGAAGGUGGAAAGGAAGAUGCAGAGGAGGAGGCAGGAGGGCAGGAGGGCAUGAGAGGGGAGGAGCGAGUAAGAAGAGGGGGGAGACACGUGGCAGAGAAGGGCAGGGGUGCUAGUAAUAACAAGGAGAUUGUGGGUCGAAAACCCGGGGAAAAGGAGGGAUUGGCGGAAGAGCAGGUAUGGGGGGAUGGGGGAGGAGGAGGGAAGCAGUACAGCAGGAGAAAGCAUAGGAGGAGGUGAAUGCAGGAGAGGAGAGAGGAUGGGUGACAGGAAGUGAGCACAUACAGGCAACUCAGGUAGGGGGCUUCCAACUCAGGUGGAGGGAGAGAUAGGUGUAGGUUUUGUUGGAGUACCGUAUUUACGCUUUCGAGUGCAACGCAGCAGCUGGUUCCUUACGGUGAUGUGGCGACAGACGGCGUCUCAACUUCCCGUACCGUAACAGCGUCAGCGGUCAGGUCGGCCAUCAGUAGACUGUAGAGGUUUGAUUGAAACUUUGCCACUGCUGGCCUACAGCAAGUUCGCAAUCUGGUUGUAACCUGUAGGAUUUCUUACGGUGCUUUUAUGCAUUGCAGCUUCUUAAUUCCCUAACACUAUCAAUG
This is a messenger RNA of Closterium sp. NIES-67, 1769 nucleotides long. NCBI's taxonomy places the organism in Eukaryota, Viridiplantae, Streptophyta, Zygnematophyceae, Desmidiales, Closteriaceae. The record is from the annotation of a GenBank genome assembly.